UGAUUUGCGCGCCAAAUGUUGUAUACUAUUCGCAAGGAGGAAAACAGCCUGCUUCGAAUCCUGCGGGUGUUCAAUUUGAAAGACAUGCCAGGUUUGCUAGCUGAAAGAAAAUCAGGAAUGGCUACUCCGGAAAUCGCUGGUGAAACUGACAGUGCAAGUGAUAAAGAAAAUAGUGAGGAUUCACAUUUUGUUCGGAGAAGCACAAGAAGGAUGUCAAAGCCAGAAUUCUUGUCAGUAUCAUUUGUAAGUCCAAGAGGUAUACCAGGAAAAAGCCCCACCCAGUUGUCUCCUGGGAAUUCGUCCCCAAUAUAUUCACCAAAUCAGUCAUCAGAACAUGAAGCAACAGAGGAUAACAAAGCAAGGACUGAGGAUUCAGAAGAAGAUUUAAGUGAUCAUGAAGUAUCAUUCAAAAAGCCUGCCAUGCCAAGUCAAAGAGGAAGGAAAAGAAAAAGUAGCAACUUAGGAAGAGAGGAAGCAAAGAAAACAAGAAAGAGUGGGGGUGGUCGGAAGAAAGCACAAGCAUCAGGUCAAAAGCAUGGAAUGCCAAAUAUGUCUGAUGAAGAAGAACAGUCACUUUUUGAUAUUGUUAAAGGUGGAAAAACAGCAUUGCGGGCUGUACUUGAUGAUUGGAUUGAAACAUACAAUGAAGAUAAGGAGGGUGCAAUGGUGGAUCUUAUUCAGUUUUUUGUACAGUGCUGUGGUUGCAAAGGAAAAGUAACAAGGGAUAUGAUAGAGGCGGAAGAGACAGUUCAGGCGAUAAGACAAUUGACAGAGACAUUUGAUGAGGACAGUCAUGAAUACCCACUCAUUGCAACUGGUCCUGCUAGCAAGAAAUUCAAGAGCAACCUGUCACAUUUUGUUGAGCUGCUAAUCAAUCAAUGCCAAUACAAUGUUAUCUAUGAUGAAAUUAUGAUGGAUACUCUAAUUAGUUGGCUGAUUGGCCUGUCAGACUCACAAGUCAGAGCGUUUCGACAUACAAGCACCUUUGCAGGCAUGAAAGUUGUAACUGGUUUAAUCAACGUGGCUUUAAAAGUCAGUGUCGAAUCAGACAAUACACAACGACAGCUUGAUACAGAAAAUAAGAAGCCAGUUAACAAAAGAUCUCGUGAGAAUGUCGAAAUGUUGCAAAGAAAACGAGAAGAGCUGAGGCAAAAUGUUGCAGAUUUGCAAGAAAUGAUGACGAGAAUUUUCUCAGGAAUUUUCGUACAUAGAUACAGAGAUGUCCGUCCGGAGAUUAGAGCAACUUGCAUUUGUGAGAUAGGGUUAUGGAUGAAAAAUUACAGCUCUUUCUUCGGAAUAGCAGAGCAAACAUACACCAAAUAUAUUGGAUGGACUUUACACGAUAAGGUUGGCGAAGUGCGUCUUACAGCUCUGCAAGUCCUGCAAGGGCUUUACGAAUGUGACAGCUUUGUGCCACAGCUGGAACUUUUUACAGAAAGAUUUAAGGAGCGAAUUGUUUGUAUGACGCUUGACAAAGAAAGUGAUGUUUGUGUCCAGGCAAUUAAAGUAGCUGGUCUCUUCUUCAAACACGACUUGCUCAUGGAAGAAGAUGCCAGUCAAGUGGAUCAGCUGGUGUUCUGUGACCAGAGAUCCGUUGCCCAUGCUGCUGGAGAAUUUCUUAACAUGCGUCUUUUUUAUCAGGGAAAUGAGGAAGAAGUGGAUGUUGUUAUUAAGUCUCCUUCAACGGGAAGAAAGGGUACGAAAGGAGCCCUGAUCAAACAGACCAACAUGAAAUAUUUAGUGGAUUUUUUUGUCAAUUCUCAGAUUCACGACCAUGCUGCAUAUUUGGUUGACAGUCUAUGGGAAUACACUGACUUGAUAAAGGACUGGGUAAACUAUUCCAACAUUCUCUUGGACACAAGCUCUUUGAUCGAGCUUGAUGACGCCGGUGAGACAGCAUUGAUAGAAAUUAUGGCAGCUUCAUGCAAACAAGCUGCUCUUGGUCAUGGCCCGUCCGGAAGAGUUGUCAAAAAGACGGCAAGUGCUAGAGAAAAGAGGCUUUUGAUCGAAGAAAGACACACUCUGAGUAGCCAUUUUAUGACUGUACUCCCCCACCUUCUUGCCAAGUUCGAAGCGGAUGUUCACAAGACAACAAAUUUAAUUGCUAUUCCCCAAUGCUUUGAACUUGAGCUCUAUGCUGAGAAGCGGCUUCUCAAGCACCUUGAAGAUCUUCUUGGCCACUUGGAAAACAUAGUCUUAAAGCAUGGAGAUGAAAAGCUUUUGGAAACCUGCUCAAAGACUCUCCAGUUCUUAACAGAUAACGACCUCAUCAUUCAGCAAACUGCGGAACUUGCGAGGCACCGCAUAGUUGACCAAGUUGUCGAAAAGUUCCAGUCAAGUAUUUCAUCUGGCAUUCCAUCGGAGGUUGAGGACAAAGAGGAGCAAGAAUACUACAAUGUUCUUGUCAGCUUGAAGCGGAUUGCUGCCCUUUACAAGGCGCACGACUUAAGAGGGUGGGCCCUGCAAAAAGACCUCCAUGGAAUCAUCGAUCAAGGCACAAAAGAUUCUGUGGACGAUGAUGUAUUGCGACUGUCAUUGAACUGUAUGCAUACGUCCUUGCUAUGGAGUUUGGCAGAACUUGAUCCAAAUAAGCCAUCAAAGAGUGAACUCAAGGCCUUACGAAAAAGGCUCUACGCGUUUAUGUCUCAUCUGGACCAACUUGUGCAGUACAGCAGCGACGUGAUCAAAACUGAGGCAUUCCUGAUCUUCUCUGAUUUACUCGUUUUCUUUGCCAAUCAGCUGAAUAACACAUCUCCUCUUUUAAGAACAUUGGUUUAUGAGGCGGAAAUGAGUGUCCAGGUGCGGUUGAGAGACUUCACAAUGGCUCACGUGUUUGCCGAUAUUGACGAUGAAAAUGACUUUGACGACGUUGAUGAAGGCGAUGAUUUCAAGGCACAAGAACUCAACCAGAAACGAACAGUGUUGGCAGCGUUCUGCAAGCUGAUAGCUUUCAACAUCUUUGACAUGAAAUUAGCCGCUCCAGUUUUCGCGCAGCUAAUUCGGGCCUAUUCUGGCUACUCAGAUAUCAUCAAACACACAAUGAACAAAGUCAAGGAAAUCAAUGCAAUUGCUUUUGCCAAGACGCUCUUACUCAGCCUGCAACAGGCUUUCGAGGUCUUACGAGAAGAAAGCGGUGGAACUGAAACUUCCUCUGAAGGAUUUCAUGCUUUGAAAGACCUUGCUAGAAGAUUUGCCCUUCUCCAAGGUGUAAACAUAAAAUCGGAUCAAUCGAGAAAAUGUUCAUUGACAUUACACAGAGAUGGUAUUUUGUAUGCUUUGGCUCAUCCAGAAUUGACGAAGCUACGAACGAAGUGGUGCCUAGGAAUCUAGCUUUUUUUGAAGUUCUGCACGAACUCAUCUUUCGGCUUGCUGCUCAAGAUCGCACGGGGAAGCAUGGAGUGCUACCAUUUUUUGAGGAGCGGGCAAAGGAUUACCUGGAUAAAUCUGGUGACGUAUGGGUGCCACUGACAAUGUAUAAGAACGGAUUGCACGCAAAAGAAGUUGAUGUUGUUGUCACAGAAGAAAACCACG
This is a messenger RNA of Rhopilema esculentum, 3531 nucleotides long. NCBI's taxonomy places the organism in Eukaryota, Metazoa, Cnidaria, Scyphozoa, Rhizostomeae, Rhizostomatidae. The record is from RefSeq and is a predicted model, not a curated record.